Molecule: messenger RNA, 3042 nt
Organism: Vidua macroura (Pin-tailed whydah)
Lineage: Eukaryota; Metazoa; Chordata; Aves; Passeriformes; Viduidae
Gene: DNAI1
Product: dynein axonemal intermediate chain 1
Exons: 20
Coding region: 412-2883 (823 amino acids)
Biological process (GO): cilium movement; outer dynein arm assembly
Cellular component (GO): outer dynein arm
Molecular function (GO): dynein light chain binding; dynein heavy chain binding
Source: RefSeq, a predicted model, not a curated record
GGCGGCGAGCGGAGCACGGGGAGCAGGGCGGGCGGGCGCGGGCGGCUCCUCAGGCGCCGAGAGGGCACGGCGACGGCGACAAUGACAACGGCAGCGGCUGCGGCUGCCUCAUCGCCACCGCCGCCGCCGUGACUCAGCCGCGCCGCUUCCGGGUCCGGCCGCCGGCCCGCCCCUUCUGAAUAUUCAUGAAAGGCGGGGCCACUGGCCCUCUCUCGGGGACCGGAUGCUGGGUUCCGCUGCCCCGCCCUUCUGAAUAUUCAUGAGGGGCGGGAGCGCUGUCGUCGGUGACCGAGCGGUGGUCUCCCUGCGGCCCCGCUUUCUUUUGAAUAGUCAUUCGAGGGCACGACCGCUGCAACCAGUUUCGUGCCCGGUCACUCCGUUCCCCGAGGCCUGCCCCGUCAUUGAAUAUUUAUGAACCGGGAGGGCUCGAGGCUGCGGUCACCAGGUCGAGGCCCAGCUGCUCCGCUUCCAGUGGCCCCGCCCUAUUUGAAUAUUCAUCAAGGGGCGGGGUCCGUCGUCGCUCUCGCUGGGCUGCGGUGCUCUUUUUGCAGCGGCAGCUGGGAUGUACCAUUUCCUCUCGAGGGGAGAGCGAGGGGGUUGGGGGAAUGGCCGGGUCCAUUUGCCGCUUCCGGCGCGUUGCCGUGGCUGCUGCCAAAAACUUCCGGCGUGCCGGGUGGGCGCGGGAUUGCAGCGAGGGCUGUCCGCUGGCAGCAGAGAGGGACGGCGAUGCCUCCCAAGGCGGCCGACAAGCGCCGGCAGGGCCAAGGUGGACCUUCAGGCGGAAAGGCAGGAAAAGCUGGUAAAGCUGGACAUAAAAAAAAGGAUGAAGAUGACUUCCCUGAAAUGGGAGAGGACUGGUCAACAGGAAGGGCUGCAGUCAGAUCCCCAGAUCAGAUGGAACUGACUGAAGAUGAAUUAAAAAAGGAAGUUACACGUACCUUGACAGCUAAUAAUCCCCAUAUUCCCCAGAAUAUCGUCAGAUUCAGCUUUAAAGAACGAGCAUACAAGCUAGUGGACAAUAUGGAUCAAACAGCCAUUCACUUCACUUUGAAUGGAUAUUUGAUACACAAAGAUUCAGAUGAAGGCAGACGCCAGAGUAUCAGAUCAAGCACUGAAGCAGAAGAGACUCCUGUUGACGAGGAAAAGGCUCCUGUGGAGGCUUCUGCUGAGGGAACUGAAGAGGCAGAGACUAAAGAUGAAGAACCCACAGAAGAUGCUGAGGCUGCAGGAGAGGGAGAAGGAGAAGGAGAGGGAGAAGGGGAAAAAGAAGCUGAAGCAGCUGAGGCGGCAGAGGCUGAAGAGCCUCCUCCCCCAAAAGUGACAGAAAGGAAGCUUGCAAACCAGUUCAAUUUCAUUGAGAGAGGUUCAACUACAUACCACAAUCCUCCGCGGGAAAAAGGAUUGCAAACUGACCCUGCACCUUUUGAAACUUUCUCAGACAAUGCUAACCAGUGGUUUAUCUAUGAUGCCUAUAUGGAGGAACUUGAGAGAAUGGAAAAGGCAAAAGAGAAAGAAAAAGCAAAACCUGCAGCAGUAAAGAAAGAAGAUAAGAAAACUGGAAGAAAGUUAUCCUAUGUGGAGCCACCGCAGGUUGAUUCUCUAAGAAAGGUUGCAAGGGCUGCUAAAAUAGCGGAACGGAUGGUGAACCUGAACACAUAUGAUGACAUUGCACAAGAUUUUAAAUAUUUUGAGGAUGCAUCAGAUGAAUUCAGAGGCCAGAAAGGAACCCUCCUCCCACUCUGGAAGUUCCAGUAUGAAAAAACCAAGAAACUUGCAGUUACUGCCCUCUCCUGGAAUCCAAAGUACAAGGACCUAUUUGCAGUGGGGUAUGGUUCUUAUGACUUCAUGAAGCAGGGCCAUGGCAUGCUCCUGCUCUACACCCUGAAGAACCCCUCCUUCCCAGAGUACUCCUUCAGCAGUGAGAGUGGUGUCAUGUGCCUGGACUUCCACAGUGACCACCCCUACCUCCUGGCAGUGGGCUUCUACGACGGCAAUGUGGCCAUCUACAACCUGAAGAAGGCAAGCUCCCAGCCCAGCUACAAGAGUAGUGCUAAGUCAGGAAAGCACACAGAGCCAGUGUGGCAGGUCAAGUGGCAGAAGGAUGACAUGGACAACAAUUCCAACUUUUUUUCUGUCUCAUCGGAUGGGCGGAUUGUUUUGUGGACUUUAGUUAAGAAUGAGCUGGUUCACAUGGAUGUCAUCAAGCUGUCAGCAGAUGAAACAACGAUGCAGGGGCCAGAGGGGCUGCAGCUGCAAAUGCUUGGCAGUGGGACAUCGUUUGAUUUUCACAAAAAGAUUGACUAUUUGUUUCUCGUUGGUACUGAAGAGGGCAAGAUCUAUAAGUGUUCAAAAAGUUAUUCAAGCCAGUUUCUGGAUGUGUUUGAAGCCCAUCACAUGGCUGUGGACACAAUCAGCUGGAAUCCCUUCCACUUGAAAGUCUUCAUUUCCUGCAGCUCUGACUGGACAGUCAAGAUCUGGGAUCACACCAUCAAGACUCCAUUGUUUGUUUAUGACCUGAGUACUGCUGUAGGGGAUGUUGCGUGGUCUCCUUACUCCUCCACAGUGUUUGCUGCAGUCACCAUUGAUGGCCAGGCCCAUGUGUUUGAUCUGAACAUUAAUAAGCUUGAACCUCUCUGCACCCAGCUAGUGGUGACCAGGAAGAAAAAUAAAACAACACAUGUCCAGUUUAAUCCUGUCUACCCUAUUAUCAUUGUUGGAGAUGAACGAGGCCUCACCAUCUGCUUGAAGCUCUCUCCCAAUCUGCGCAAGAUGCCCAAGGAGAAGAAAGGCCAGGAGGUGAAGAAAGGUCCCGAGGUGGAAAUAGCAAAACUGGAGAAGCUGCUCAGCCUGGUGAGAGAGCCAGGGAGCAAGGAAGAGCAGUGAGAGAGGGGGAAGAUGACUCUGUGGGCAGCCUCUGGCCAAACAAGCUCAGCUUUAAUUGGUGGCUGCUUGGCAUGCAAGCCACAGGCCCCUGCUGCCCACUUUUUGCACAGCAGAAACACUUUUCCUCUGUGCCCAAACAAACAAACCGAGGUGCAGGGA